UGUGAUGAUGUGAUUUUCGAGGUGGACUUCAGUUUCAAUAACUAAUGUCAUGAGAAACAGAAUCUGCAGACACCACAGACCUCAAGAACACCACUGACAAGAUUGGAUGUAGAAAUGGAAGUUUCCGAAAUGAAUAGCAUCGAAACCAACCACCGUCUCACUUCAGCACUGGUGACUGUUACUCACAUCAAACUAGAAGACCUAUCAGAUCAUGAAGAUGCUGAUGAAGAUGGGGGAUGGAUUGCAGUAGAGGACUCUGACGGAGUAAACGUGAAUGAAGAAAAUCUGCAGGCUGACGGACAAGAACAGAGGGAAGCAGGGGAAAACUGUUCAUCACUGAAUGCUAAAACUAUUCAAACAUCAGGAACGGCAAGCAGGAAGGUAGCUACUAGUGAGACUAACGAUUGCUUGAUUAAUGGUAGAGGUUCAGAGUUGAAUACGACAGAGAGUAACCUGCAUUUGGAUAAACAUGUUGCAAGAGCCAGGAAGUCUGUCAGAUCCACAAAAAUAUUACAUCCAUCAAGACUUCUUCCCAAUAGUGAUGUGCAAUGCAAGAAGGCUGAAUAUGGAUACCGAUCCGUUUACUUUUGUGAUAAAUGCAAUAGGACUUUUACCUCGAGAAUGCUCUAUGUGACGCAUGCAAGCCGUCAUGGGAGAGAUGUUAAAAGCGGGCGUUUUCAGAGAGCGGAGUUGGGGAGGGGGCAUUUGAAGGAAAGGAUAGUCGGUGAGAAGAUCAGGAGAGGAGACAUGGAGGACCCUAUGAAGGAGGAACAUGAGGAGAGAUUUGUAAUCGAAGAUGCUUCAGAAAUUCGUAAGCAGUUAGGGUUGAGGUUAAGACGGAGCCUGCCUGCCAGAUUCCGUAAUGGGGCUGAGAAUCUCGCCGACAACUUAAGUAAUGAUGGUAAUGAAACAUGUAGGAGAAGAAAGCAACUUGCACCGAGAGAAAAUGAGCAAAUCGCUAUCAAAGCAGAGAGCACCGAUGAUGACAGCUACUCUGGAGCUGAUGCCAAGGAAUGUGAAAUGAAGGCAGUGAUUCGACGGAUUCGGAAAGGGCGGCCGACGAAGGUGAAAACUGAUUUACCAAAUAAAUGUCCGCAGUGUGGUCGUUGCUUCAAGAAAAAAGCAGAUCUGCAACGACAUCUCCGCGUUCACUCUGGUGAGAAGCCGUACGGCUGUGAGCUCUGCAAUUUGCGCUUCACCAGGAACUUUGGACUGCAGUGCCAUAUGAGAACGCACGCGGGGUUGAAGAUACACUCUUGCAGUGCCUGCGGGAAAUCGUACAGCCGGCGAUACGAUCUCACGAAGCACGAGAGGGCUGUUCACAUGAGGGAACUCAAUCACGUCUGCGGUGAUUGCGACAAACGGUUCGUCACGGCGCAACUCCUGCGCGUUCACGAGAGGACGCACACCAACUCGCAGCCGUAUCUCUGCCAGGAGUGUGGCCAUAGGAGUAACCAUCGGAGUGAUCUUAAGAAACACAUGAGAACACACACCAACGAGAGACCUUAUUGCUGUCAGAUCUGUAAGAAAACCUUCCUACAGAGUGGGUCAUUGACCAGUCAUAUGUCACAUGCUCAUCAGAAUUAGAUGAAGAUCAAAGAUAACCUUGAUAGCAUGGCAAAGGACACAAAAUAUUUCUGGGCCCCGUUGCAUAAAACUCAUUAUCAAUAACAAAUGCUAAUUUUUCUAUGACCAAUUUUCUCUCGCCCAAUCAAGUGCCACCAUUUCAGUAGCUUAUAACAGCUUUUAUAACUUGUUAUUGAUAACAAGUUUUAUGAACCGGGGCCCAGAUAUUGAUGACCCUGUCCUAAAACUUUCAGUUUAAUGAAAUGUAAAAGUGCAACCC
Molecule: messenger RNA, 1846 nt
Organism: Strongylocentrotus purpuratus (purple sea urchin)
Lineage: Eukaryota; Metazoa; Echinodermata; Echinoidea; Camarodonta; Strongylocentrotidae
Product: zinc finger protein 813
Exons: 3
Coding region: 115-1587 (490 amino acids)
Biological process (GO): regulation of DNA-templated transcription
Molecular function (GO): DNA-binding transcription factor activity, RNA polymerase II-specific; RNA polymerase II cis-regulatory region sequence-specific DNA binding
Source: RefSeq, a predicted model, not a curated record